AUGGGACGGCAAAAGCUGGGCACAGAUAGCACUGGUACGCGGCAAAGUCCUUCCUCCAUCCCUCCAAAUAAAAUGGCUUCAAAAGAAAUCAUAAUGGACGCCCAUUAUUCGAACCAGUGGCAAUACCAUCUCGAGGGUAUACAACUUCAAGGUGUGCUUCACAUUACAGGGUCGGUCAAGUCCAUGGGUAUUCCUCUUGAUCCAUGGACGGGUUCGUCAAAACUGAAUCAAAAUGGAUAUCUCCAAUUUAUUGAAGACUCGAAACCAGGACGAAUCGAAUAUUCAAAGAGAGGAUCGCCAAAGGAGAUCAAGGCGGUGACCGUUUCAAAAGCUUUGAGUGAACUAUCAACUGCACGUCUAAGAGGUCACAGAGACUCCAACGAGAUUGUACGCAAAGGCCUCUUCGUGCUCGAGCAAAAGGAUGGUCUGAAGCGGUUGGGUGACGACGUUUGGGACUUUCUCGAGCAAUUGGCUAUAGCUGCACUUGACAUUGGACAACUGGCACUUGCGGAUGACUGUAUUCAACGUUUGGAGGAACAAUUCCCCAAAUCUCCUCGUGUAGACCUCCUGCAAGGACUACGAAUAGAAGCGAAAGACCU
Molecule: messenger RNA, 599 nt
Organism: Acaulospora colombiana
Lineage: Eukaryota; Fungi; Glomeromycota; Glomeromycetes; Diversisporales; Acaulosporaceae
Source: the annotation of a GenBank genome assembly